AGGGAUAAGAGAGUGUCUGAUGGAACUGUAGAAAUUGCUAAAGGGUGAUCAUGAAAUUGUUUGCUAAAUCUGAAUACAUUAAAAUAAGGAACUGAACGACAAACUUUAAAAAGGAUCAUUUUAGGCCAAAUAAAUGGACAAGUCACACGUAAUCAUAAACUGUUGUAAGAAUUAAAAUACCUGUAAGGGAGAAUUGCUUGAGCCCGGGAGGUGCAGGUUGCAGUGAGCCGAGAUCUUGCCACUGCACUCCAGCCUGGGCAACAGAGUGAGACUCUGUCUUAAAUAAAUAAAUAAAUAAAUAAAUAAAUAAAUAAAUAAAAUCCCUGUAAAGACUUUACAACACUGCUGCCUGGCACUUGGGUUCUCAGUACAUGUUAAUAGACAUUAUUAUUUUUGAGAUUGUUAUUUGAAGAAGUGGGGGAGGUGGGGGAGGAUACUGAGUAGUCUGAAAAAUAAACAUUUGUUCAGAAAAGGUAUUAAAGUGAUGCUGUCCAAUGUGGUAGCCAAUAGCCAUAUGUAGCUAUUCAGCACUGGAAGUAUGGGUAGUCCAAAUUGAGAUGUGCUGUAAGUGUAAAAUGCACACCAGAUUUCAAAGUCUUAAUACAAAAUAAGAUAGUAAAGUACCUCAAUAAUUUCAUAUCGAUUACAUAUUCAAUGUAGUAUUUUUGAUAUGAUGGGUUAAAUAAAAUAUAUCAUUAUAAUUAAUUUUACCUGUGUCUUUUUACUUUUUUAAUGUGGCUACUAGAAUGUUUUAAAAUACACAUGUGGAUUGCAUUAUAUUUUGGGGGGCAGUGCCAUGUUCUAUGAUUUCAUGCAUGAUGGCUUCGUGUCAAGUGUAAAGGGAAAUCAGAGAUGAACCAUUUGAGGUAAGUCAUUAUAGGGAUCUGCAAACCACUUCCACAUGUGCCUGAGUGGGGUUGGCUUAGUCUUGGUGUGUGAGUGUGAAAAUUGCUAUCCUUUUGUCGAGGUAACAAAGUCACACUUGAGUGUGUGUGCUAAAGGAAGCCAGCUAAAGGAAGAGGGGAUUCAAGGUGAUGGAGCCAGAGCUAGUCUGAGAUACUUUGUGUCCCUUAGAUCGAGGUCAAGCAUCCUCUUGAGCAUUUGGUGAAAACUGUGGCCAUUCCUCCUGGAAAACAGACAUGUAUGCAUACAUAGCAUCUGGCAUAUACUUUACAUAUGUGUCACAUAUAUUUGCAUAUGAUUUCACCUACAGUCAUCGAGGAUCCCUCUGCUCUAGAGAUGGAUUGACUUACGCUUUGAUUGAUCUAUUUCAGUGAUGUUUACCUUAACAGGUUGUAGACUGGUGGAGGAAACCCAGAAGGUAGAGAAUCCGUCAGUCUCAUUUGCCUCUUCUUUCCCUCUUAUUCCUCUUCUCACAAGAGGCAAGAGUGUUCAGAGGAAACAAGCAGAGAGUAAAAGCCAGAUAAAGCUCCAUACUCAGAGUGCUCCCUUUGGACUGUGUCCCAAGGGCCUGAUGCUAACCCAGGCUCCAAGCUCCAUUGUGAGGUCCAGGAACAGCCGGGACCACACCAUGAACUCUGGUGGAUCCUGCCUGAGUGCCAGUACAGUGGCCAUGCCUGCCAUCAACGACAGCAGUGCAGCCAUGAGUGCCUGCAGCACCAUCAGUGCCCAGCCUGCAAGCUCCAUGGGCACUCAGAUGCACUCCCCAAAGAAGCAGAAGAGAGUGAACAAGAGGGUCAUCUGGGGCAUUGAGGUGGCCGAGGAGCUGCACUGGAAAGGCUGGGAGCUAGGAAAGGAGACCACAAGGAGUCUGGUUCUGAAAAAUCGAUCCUUGAAACUCCAGAAGAUGAAGUACAGGCCCCCCAAGACCAAGUUCUUCUUCACGGUCAUCCCUCAGCCCAUCUUCCUGAGCCCAGGCAUAACCCUCACGCUCCCCAUCGUCUUCCGGCCUCUGGAGGCGAAGGAGUACGUGGACCAGCUGUGGUUUGAGAAAGCGGAGGGGAUGUUCUGUGUGGGCCUGCGGGCCACCUUGCCCUGCCACAGGCUGAUCUGCCCACCGUCCCUGCAGCUGCCCAUAUGUGCUGUGGGGGACACAACCGAGGCCUGGUUCUGCCUGGAUAAUGUGGGCCCCUUACAGCCGUCAUCCACGAGGUGCAGGCCACGUGCUGGUACGGGGCGGGCAGCCGGCAGAGGAGCAGCAUCCAGCUGCAGGCUGUGGGUGAGGCCCGACCUCCCACCGUCCCCAGACUGGCCCCCACUGCACCUUCUGGGGGCAGGCCUCAGUGUCCCCCACCUCCCAUCUGGCCUGGCCCCCGCCUCCACCGGCCUCCUGCCCUCCCCCGAGCCCCGAAGGCUUUACCUUUUGUCUUCCAUGAUGUUACAGACUAAAUUUUCCCUGGGGCCACCUGCCUUCUUCAAGAGGCUGUUCAGCUGGGGCCACAGAGGCCCUGGCGGGUUCCCCCAAGACUCCCCCAUCUCUGCCCCAGCCAAGUGCGCCCAGCUGCUGGUGAGCAUAAAGCACAAGUGUCCGGAGGACCAGGAUGCCGAGGGCUUCCAGAAGCUGUUGUACUUUGGCUCUGUUGCUGUGGGCUGCACCUCGGAGAGGCAGAUCAGGCUACACAACCCGUCGGUGGUAAAUGCCCCCUUCAGGAUUGAAAUUUCCCCGGAUGAACUGGCCGAAGACCAGGCCUUCUCAUGCCCCACGGCCCAUGGCAUCGUGCUCCCAGGAGAGAAGAAAUGCGUGUCAGUGUUCUUCCGCCCCAAGACUCUGGACACCAGAACUGUGGACUACUGCUCCAUCAUGCCUUCUGGCUGUGCCUCCAAGACCCUGCUUAAAGUCGUUGGUUUCUGUAGAGGCCCUGCUGUGUCCCUGCAGCACUAUUGUGUCAACUUCAGCUGGGUCAACCUUGGGGAGCGCUCCGAGCAGCCCCUGUGGAUUGAGAACCAGUCGGACUGCACGGCCCACUUCCAGUUUGCCAUCGACUGCCUGGAGAGUGUCUUUAGCAUCAGGCCUGCCUUUGGGACCCUGGUGGGCAAGGCCCGUAUGACCCUGCACUGUGCCUUCCAGCCCACUCACCCCAUCAUCUGCUUUCGGCGUGUGGCCUGUCUCAUCCACCACCAGGACCCACUGUUCCUGGACCUGAUGGGGACCUGCCACUCGGACAGCACCAAGCCAGCCAUCCUGAAGCCUCAGCACCUCACCUGGUACCGCACACACCUGGCCCGGGGCCUGACGCUCUACCCCCCUGACAUCCUGGAUGCCAUGCUGAAGGAGAAGAAGCUGGUGCAGGACCAGAACGGGGCUCUCAUGAUUCCCAUCCAGGAUCUGGAGGACGUGCCAGCCCCGCAGUACCCUUAUAUCCCCCCCAUGACCGAGUUCUUCUUCGACGGCACCAGUGACAUGACCAUCUUCCCCCCGCCCGUCAGUAUAGAGCCUGUCGAGGUAGACUUUGGUGCCUGCCCAGGGCCUGAGGCCCCCAACCCUAUACCCCUGUGCCUGAUGAACCACACCAAGGGCAAGAUCAUGGUGGUCUGGACGCGAAGGUCUGACUGCCCCUUCUGGGUGACUCCAGAGAGCUGUGACGUGCCCCCACUCAAGUCCACGGCCAUGCGCCUGCACUUCCAGCCGCCUCACCCCAAUUGCCUUUACAUGGUGGAGCUCGAAGCCUUCGCCAUCUAUAAGGUCCUGCAGAGCUACAGUAAUAUUGAGGAGGACUGCACCAUGUGCCCAUCCUGGUGCCUGACGGUGCGGGCACGAGGCCACAGCUAUUUCGCUGGCUUUGAGCACCACAUCCCCCAGUAUUUCCUAGAUGUCCCCAAGCUAUUUCCAGCAGUGUCCUCUGGUGAGCCCACCUACCGCAGCCUGCUCCUGGUCAACAAAGACUGCAUGCUGCUCACCUUCAGCCUGGCCCCCCAGAGAGGCUCAGACGUCAUUCUUCGGCCCACCUCGGGCCUUGUGGCACCCGGGGCCCACCAGAUCUUCCUCAUCUGCACCUACCCCGAGGGCAGCUCCUGGAAGCAGCACACUUUCUACCUGCAGUGCAAUGCUUCUCCCCAGUAUCUCAAGGAGGUGAGCAUGUACAGCCGGGAGGAGCCACUGCAGCUGAAGCUGGACACCCACAAAAGCCUCUACUUCAAGCCCACCUGGGUGGGCUGCUCCUCCACCAGCCCCUUCACCUUCCGCAACCCCUCGCGUCUGCCCCUGCAGUUCGAGUGGAGGGUCUCUGAGCAGCAUCGAAAGCUGCUGGCUGUCCAGCCCUCCAGGGGGCUAAUCCAGCCCAACGAGAGACUUACGCUGACGUGGACCUUCAGCCCUUUGGAGGAGACCAAGUACCUGUUCCAAGUGGGGAUGUGGGUCUGGGAAGCCGGCCUGUCUCCAAACGCCAACCCCGCUGCCACCACCCACUACAUGCUCCGGCUGGUGGGUGUGGGGCUCACCAGCAGCCUCUCUGCAAAGGAAAAGGAGCUGGCCUUUGGGAACGUGCUGGUGAACAGCAAGCAGUCCAGGUUCCUUGUCCUCCUGAAUGACGGCAACUGCACCCUCUAUUACCGCCUCUACCUGGAGCAGGGCAGCCCUGAGGCCGUUGACAACCAUCCCCUCGCUCUGCAGCUGGACCGAACAGAGGGGAGCAUGCCACCCCGGUCCCAGGACACCAUCUGCCUGACUGCCUGUCCCAAGCACCGGUCCCAGUACUCCUGGACCAUCAGCUACUCUCUCCUUUCCCACAGAGAUAACAAGGCUGGGGAGAAGCAGGAGCUGUGUUGCGUCUCCCUGGUGGCUGUGUACCCCUUGCUUUCCAUCUUGGAUGUCAGCUCCAUGGGCAGUGCCGAGGGUAUCACCCGGAAGCACCUGUGGCGCCUCUUCUCUCUGGACCUGCUUAACAGCUACUUGGAACAUGACCCCACACCCUGUGAGCUCACCUACAAGGUGCCCACCCGGCACAGCAUGAGCCAGAUCCCCCCCGUCCUCACCCCUUUAAGGCUUGACUUCAAUUUCGGGGCUGCACCAUUCAAGGCCCCACCUUCCGUGGUAUUCCUGGCCCUGAAGAACAGUGGAGUGGUGUCCCUGGACUGGGCCUUCCUCUUUCCAAGUGACCAGCGGAUCGAUGUGGAGCUCUGGGCAGAGCAAGCAGAGUUGAAUUCCACUGAGCUCCACCAGAUGCGCGUGCAGGACAAUUGCAUCUUCUCCAUCAGCCCCAAGACCGGGAGCCUGAGUCCCGGGCAGGAGCAGAUGGUGGAGUUAAAAUACAGCCACCUGUUCAUCGGUACUGAUCACCUUCCAGUGCUCUUCAAGGUGUCCCAUGGCCGGGAGAUCCUGCUAAAUUUCAUAGGUGUGACAGUGAAGCCGGAGCAGGAGUAUGUGCACUUCAUCUCUACUACCCACCAGUUCAUCCCUGUUCCCAUUGGUGACACACUACCCCCACGGCAGAUUUAUGAGCUGUAUAACGGUGGCUCAGUGCCCGUGACAUAUGAGGUCCAGACCGAUGUCCUGUCACAGGUUCAGGAAAAAAAUUUUGAUCACCCCAUCUUUUGCUGCCUCAACCCCAAAGGGGAGAUCCAGCCAGGCACCACCGCACGGGUCUUGUGGAUCUUCUCACCUAUCGAGGCCAAGACCUACACUGUGGACGUGCCCAUACACAUCCUGGGAUGGAACUCGGCCCUCAUCCACUUCCAGGGAGUGGGCUACGACCCCCAUAUGAUGGGGGACACAGCCCCAUUCCACAACAUCUCCUCGUGGGACAACAGUUCCAUACACUCUAGGCUGGUGGUGCCUGGACAGAAUGUCUUCCUGUCCCAGUCUCAUAUUUCCCUGGGAAACAUCCCUGUGCAGAGCAAGUGCAGCCGCCUGCUCUUCCUCAACAACAUCUCCAAGAAUGAGGAAAUUGCCUUCUCCUGGCAGCCAAGUCCUCUAGAUUUUGGGGAGGUGUCCGUGAGUCCCAUGAUAGGGGUGGUGGCUCCUGAAGAGACGGUCCCAUUUGUGGUGACCUUGACGGCCUCUGUGCAUGCCAGCUUCUAUAGUGUAGACCUCGUAUGCAAGCUGUACUCGCAGCAGCUCAUGAAGCAGUAUCACGAGGAGCUGCAGGAGUGGAAGGAUGAGAAGGCACGGCAGGAAGUGGAGUUCACUAUCACCGACAGGAAAGUGAAGAAGAGAACAUGCUGCACAGCCUGUGAACCUGCGAGGAAGUACAAGACGCUGCCUCCCAUCAAGAACCAGCAGUCUGUCAGCUGGCCUGCCAGCUGGAAACUGCAGACCCCAAAGGAGGAGAUGUCCUGGCCCUGCCCCCAGCCACCCUCGCCAGGCAUGCUCUGCCUGGGCCUUACCGCCCGAGCCCAUGCCACCGACUACUUUCUGGCUAACUUCUUCUCAGAGUUUCCCUGCCACUUUUUGCACCGGGAGCUGCCAAAGAGGAAGGCCCCCAGGGAAGAGUCAGAGACUUCUGAGGAAAUAUCCCCUAACAAGUGGGGUCCUGUCUCCAAGCAGAAGAAGCAGCUCCUGGUUGACAUUCUCACCACCAUAAUCAGGGGCCUGCUGGAAGACAAGAACUUCCAUGAGGCUGUGGACCAAAGCCUGGUGGAGCAGGUGCCGUACUUCCGCCAGUUCUGGAAUGAGCAGUCAACUAAGUUCAUGGACCAGAAAAACAGCCUGUACUUAAUGCCAGUCCUGCCUGUACCCUCCAGCAGCUGGGAGGAUGGGAAGGGCAAGCAGCUGAAGGAAGACAGACCAGAGCACUAUCCAGGGUUGGGGAAGAAGGAAGAGGGGGAGGAGGAGGAGAAGGGUGAAGAGGAAGAAGAAGAGUUGAAGGAGGAAGAGGAGGAAGAAGAGGAGACAGAAGAGGAGGAGUUGGGCGAGGAGGAGAUAGAGGAGAAGGAGGAGGAGAGGGAUGAGAAGGAAGAGAAAGUGAGCUGGGCAGCCACUGGGCCCAUACCACAGCCUGAGUCCCAGGAAUCCAUGCAAUGGCAGUGGCAACAGCAGCUGAAAGUCAUGGUGAAGGAGGAGCAAGAACAGGAUGAGAAGGAGGCCAUCAGAAGGCUCCCGGCCUUCGCCAACCUGCAGGAGGCGCUGCUGGAGAACAUGAUCCAGAACAUCCUGGUGGAGGCGAGCCGCGGGGAGGUGGUGCUCACCUCGCGGCCACGCGUCAUCGCCCUGCCGCCGUUCUGCGUGCCCAGGAUUCUGACCCCGGACACGCUGCUGCCGACGCAGCAAGCAGAGGUACUCCACCCGGUGGUGCCACUUCCUACCGACCUUCCGUAAAUGCCUGCGCCCAGCCUCUCCGACAUGCCGCCCUAGGUCACGCCUGGCGCCCUCUCCACCGCCCGCCAGUAAAAGCAUCUAGUGUUUUUUCUAUA
Messenger RNA from Symphalangus syndactylus (siamang), 7308 nucleotides. RefSeq names its product cilia and flagella associated protein 65 (gene CFAP65). The record is from RefSeq and is a predicted model, not a curated record. Gene Ontology annotation, biological process: sperm axoneme assembly. Lineage: Eukaryota; Metazoa; Chordata; Mammalia; Primates; Hylobatidae. Gene Ontology annotation, cellular component: sperm flagellum; cytoplasm.